UCGAUUCCACUGUUAACAGUGACAAGCUGGUAAACACCUCUCUUCCCAAAACCAGAAAAAAAAAAUUCUAUUUUUUUCUUCCAAAUUUUGAUCUUAAGAAUGAAUUUGAGUAUCAACAAGCAGCUACAGAUCCACUGUCCACAGUUCUUGGAGCUCCACUCUCAAAAUCUCUCUGGUACACGAAAACUCCAGCACCCAAUUUGGCCGCGAAAUCGCUCACCACCCUCGUCGCCAACUCUGUCUUUCUCGCGGUCUCUGGGGUUUCCAUUUCGCUCUGCCUUGGAUUUCCCACAUUGGAGUACAAGGCUGUUGGUCAGCAGCUGUGUACCUGAUAAGUUUUCCGAUACUCCGGAACCGGUUCCGGGCCCAAAUGGUGAAUCCGGGUCAGCUCAGGUGCCUAAGCAAAAGGACUCUUCUAUAGUGAAAAUAUUGAGGGAAUCAAAUUCCCUUUUGCCUCAUGUAGUCCUUGGUAGUACGCUGUUGGCUCUUGUCUACCCACCUUCUUUUACAUGGUUUACCACCAGGUACUAUGCACCGGCAUUGGGGUUUUUAAUGUUCGCAGUUGGGGUCAAUUCCAGAGAAAAUGAUUUCCUUGAAGCAUUCAAGAGACCAGCAGCUAUUUUUGCUGGUUAUGUUGGCCAAUUUGUUGUGAAGCCUCUUCUUGGAUAUCUUUUUGGCACAAUCUCAGCUACACUAUGUGGUCUACCACCUUCCAUAGGUGCUGGGAUUAUGUUGGUAUCUUGUGUUAGUGGGGCCCAGCUCUCAAACUACGCUACUUUUCUCACAGACCCACUAAUGGCCCCUCUAAGCAUUAUCAUGACAUCAUUGUCUACUGCUACUGCAGUAUUCAUCACACCAAUGUUAUCACUCUUGCUCAUUGGAAAGAGAUUGCCUGUUGAUGUGAAAGGAAUGAUGUCUAGCAUUACGCAGAUCGUAGUUGUGCCCAUUGCUGCAGGCUUGCUAUUGAAUCGGUUCUUUCCCCUGAUCUGUGAUGCUAUUCGGCCAAUUUUGCCUCCACUAUCAGUCUUGGUAACAGCUCUCUGUGUUGGAGCACCACUUGCCCUUAACAUUGAUUCUGUUUUAUCUCCUUUUGGAGUGACAAUUUUGUUGCUCGUUAUUGCAUUUCAUUUUUCUGCAUUUGUAGCUGGUUAUUUCUUUUCUGGUCUAGUCUUCCAUAAGGCAACAGAUGUGAAAGCUCUGCAAAGAACACUAUCCUAUGAGACAGGAAUGCAAAGUAGUCUUCUUGCCCUUGCACUUGCAAAUAGGUUCUUCCAAGAUCCACUUGUGGGUGUGCCUCCAGCAAUCUCAACUGUAAUAAUGUCUUUGAUGGGCUUCACUCUUGUAAUCGUUUGGGCUAAGAGGAAAGAAUAAGUAUGAUUUGAAACAGCACUACAAGUCUUGAUAUGCUGUGACUUUGUCCAUCCAUCAUAUCUUGAGGUGAAUGGGCAAUGCAGAAGAUGUCAUUGACCACUUGAAGAUGGGACCUUCAGGUUGCCGUUUUAGGUGUCAUUCUUACAUCAUCUCUUGUAAAGAAUGAGUGGCUUCCUUUCGUGUCAAUUUUUCCUUCAAAGAUGAUAUAAAAAGUUGCAUAUUUAAGAGGAUCUUGGAAGGAAUCGGUUGUGGCAAAUAUAAAAAGCCUCUGCCACUGCU
Messenger RNA from Corylus avellana, 1650 nucleotides. Its product is annotated as putative sodium/metabolite cotransporter BASS5, chloroplastic. Lineage: Eukaryota; Viridiplantae; Streptophyta; Magnoliopsida; Fagales; Betulaceae. Gene Ontology annotation, cellular component: membrane. The record is from RefSeq and is a predicted model, not a curated record.